This is a messenger RNA of Coccinella septempunctata (seven-spotted ladybird), 3680 nucleotides long. RefSeq names its product E3 ubiquitin-protein ligase AMFR-like. Gene Ontology annotation, cellular component: cytosol; ubiquitin ligase complex; endoplasmic reticulum. Lineage: Eukaryota; Metazoa; Arthropoda; Insecta; Coleoptera; Coccinellidae. The record is from RefSeq and is a predicted model, not a curated record. Gene Ontology annotation, biological process: endoplasmic reticulum unfolded protein response; protein K48-linked ubiquitination; ubiquitin-dependent protein catabolic process. The transcript is spliced from 9 exons. Gene Ontology annotation, molecular function: ubiquitin binding; ubiquitin protein ligase activity. Bases 208 to 2013 code for a protein of 601 amino acids.
UUGUCACUGUUGUCAGUUCAAGUAGUUGUGUGACGUUAAAGUCCUGGAAUAUUUUUUGUACCGACCCGAAUCGAGUUGAACAUUCUCGCAUCCAUUCGUGCACGAAUGUUGGGUGAAGACAUGAAUUAAAAAGAAGUGCAUCUUCAAUAUUGAUACCAUAGUUGAUUUGGUGUUCUAUCAAUAGUGUGAAACACGGCAGAGCUCAUAAUGCCAAUAGCUAUCUUGGACAGAAUACCUUUUCCAAAUUUGAGGGCCUACACCUCUGGAAGUGUUUUAGCCCUUUCGGCAUGUGUGUUUUAUGCUACCCAGAUAAUAAAAGAUCCUAAUUGGGAAAGUGUUAGUGAUGACAUUGGAUCGAAUGCCCAAAUUGGGUUCAAUACGACAAAUUCUUCUGAUCCUGACGGGAGAACGAUGAGAAAAUAUAUGGGUGAUAUUUUUACUGUGCUGGUUCGAGAGCCUAUUUGUGUUUGGACUAUGAUCAAUAUGGCGUUCUGCUGGUUAAUAUUGAUCGGAACGGCCAUCCAGAAAUUGGUGUUCGGCGAACUUCGCGUAUCCGAGCAGCAACACCUGAAGGACAAAUUUUGGAACUUUAUUUUUUACAAGUUCAUCUUCGUGUUCGGCAUCAUAAACGUCCAGUAUAUAGACGAAGUCCUUCUUUGGUGUUCCUGGUUUGCCUUUCUUGGAUUUCUGCACUUGCUGUCGCAGCUCAGUAACGAUAGAUUCGAAUAUCUCUCGUUCUCGCCAACUACGCCAGUUUGGAGCCAUGUGAAACUACUGGUGUUAUUAGGAGUAAUAUUUGCUCUAUCUGGAUUCAUGUUACUUGUAGCUGUGUUCGUUGGGUUCUUUGGAGGCAUCAACACAUUCGCCUUCAUGUCAGCAGAAGUUAUUUUACUCAGUGUGCGAACCCUUCAUAUAAUCAUCAAGUACGCCCUCCAUCUCUACGACAUGCGUCACGAAAAUGCCCUUCCAAUAGUACCCAACGAGGAAAGUAAGGUUUGGGAACGAAGAGGUCCAGUCAUCUACUACACUGAAUUGAGUUUCGAGAUGAUCGCCUUAGUCAUCGAUUUCGUGCAUCACUUGCACAUGCUGAUUUGGAGCAACAUUUUCUUGUCUAUGGCCAGCCUUGUCAUAUGCAUGCAGAUGAGGUAUCUGUUCCAAGAAAUUCAAAGGAAGUACAAGAAGCACAGGAAUUAUGUAUGGGUCAGGAACCAUCUAGAAUUGAAUUAUCCCAUGGCUACUUCUGCUGAGUUGACCGAAAAUUCCGACAACUGUGCAGUCUGUUGGGAGAAAAUGGAGAGUGCACGUAAACUUCCUUGUGGUCAUCUAUUUCACAACACUUGUCUUCUAUCUUGGCUCGAACAAGAUACAACUUGUCCGACAUGCCGUAUGGCAUUGAACAUACAAAAUCCUGCGGUCGCAAGGAUAGAAUCGCCUGAUUUACAAAUGGAUCCACCACAGAUUGUGAGAAGACAGUUGAAUCAUUUUUUUCAUUUCGAUGGGUCGAGGUAUGUUUCUUGGUUACCAAGCUUUUCUGUGGAAGUGAGUCACGCACAGCUCGUCCGACAAGAAACAAUGGCUUCUAACUCACAACUGGAUGCUAUGGCAAGACAGGUUCAAGAGUUAUUUCCAAAUAUGCCAAUGUCUGUUAUAACGGAAGAUUUGAGGAGCACCAGAUCAGUCGAACAGACUGUUGAAAACGUUCUCGAUGGGAGACUCGUGGCUCCUCCUAUAUUUAGGGAACCGGAAACGAUAUCUGUCAGAAGACCCACGGGAAUGAUACAUCCUUCAACUUUCUCCAACGAGGAUAUCAGUACGAAGAACUGGGAGGAAUAUACUGCAGAGACAGUUGAGAACGAUGAUACAUCGAGUUUAGGAAGCAGAUUCUCCAAGUCGUCACAGGAAAGGGAAAAGAUCCUACAAAAACGCAAAGAAAACCUUAUUCACAGGGCGAGGAAAAGGUACAUUGAAAAACGUAGAUCAACCCUGAGCCCUCAUUCAGAUUUGCAAAGUUGAAUAGUGAUUGAUUCGAUACAUGCGGAUAACUUUGUUGAGAGUAGAACGGGAGAUUGCCGUCGACUAGAAUGCGAUAGUUUUAUUGUACAAAAAUGGCUGCUGAAAAAAAAAAUGGGGUUUUUGAUAAAUUUUUUCGAAACCCAUUUGAUUCAAUAAAUAUUGAAAUUUUCAACUAUAGGCUCAAACUUUGUGUUAUUGAUGUUGAUUCGAAGUUAUGAGUUAUGAUUUAUGAGAUAAAUGAAAAACAUUGGUUGGAAGUUCGUCUUAGGGCCGGUUUAUUCAUUCUCUCCAUAAAUUGUUCGUUAAAUUUCGCUUGUCGAAUUUGAUGUUCAAAUUCAAGAAACGAAAGAUAACGAACAAUUCAUAGAGGGAAUGAAUAAACCGGCCCUCAGUCACUCAAAUUUGGAAUCUUUAUCCAAUUCUACAGAGAUAUUUCGAUUUCAUAUUGAUUAUGUUGUAGAGAUUUAAUGAAUUUUUUUUUUAUUUCGACUGUAACUGGCUGGAAUGGCCUUUUUUUUUCUCCACAUACAAAACGUGAGCGAUCUUCUUACCCAAACAUCACAUGCAGUAUAAACAUUGCCAAAUGUGAUUAUUAGUUUUUAGGAUACUAAACUAAUCCAAGGUUAUUAUAUUCAUUCAAGAAUUGUUUAGAGUGAGAUAAAGCAUUACUAUUUUUAUUUUACUUCUUAUCAGACGUGUUGCUUAUUCAAUGACAAGUAAAAUUAUAUUUUACUCAAAGAUAUUGCUUCAUCUUUAUAGUUCGUAUUGUGUAGGCAACAUUUAUAAGCCUCUAUAUAGUGUGAUGAAAAGUAACGCACAAAAUUCAUAUCUUCUUUAUUUAAUAUUUUGUAGAAAAAUGCUCGAACAAAUCAGCUAUAUUUUAGUCCAGCGAACACCACAAGUCGUCCUGUCAUAUACCAUACAGGGUGAGUCAACAGUGCUAGAACGGUAUAAUGCGGGCUAACUUUAGGGCGAUCUAAAAAAUUGCAGAAGACUCGAAAACUUCGAUAUCCAAUAAAAAAAUACUUUUCAUGAUGCAAUAAAACCAUCAUAAUCAUGAAAUUUGUCAGAAAAGGAGGCCUACGUCAAAAAGGCACACAAUUAUAUGGGGUAUUUCCAAAUAAGAAUUGCAUAUAGGUUCAGAACAUGACAUGAAAAUUGGAUAUUAUCAUUUGAAAGCAAAAAUAAUUUCAUCUUAUGUGCUGGUUUGAAUCUCAGUCCAAAAUCUCUAAGAGUCAACAAACCAUCUGUUGACUCACCCUGUACAAUUCGGUAUCAGAUCAUCUUUGAAUUUUGAGUGGAAUUUUGAGCUUGAUGUUUUAAUAUAAGAAUUAGCAAUGUGGAUAAUCCUGCCUAGAGAGCAUUUUCGUUUGACAUUUCCUUUCGAAACUUACGUUGAGUAUUUAAGAAUUUCAAAUCGUCGCAAUCCUUAAAUGUCGCUUGAAAUUGUUGUUCUUAUAUGUGGAAAAAAUUCCGAGUAACAAUCCUAUAGCUCGACUGUAACGCCACCUACCGGACUCGAUUAUGUAUCUACCUAGAUACCUCACACAACAAUUAAUUGAAAUCAUCCCAGUGGAUUUAGAACAAUAAAGAAUAAAGAUUAUCGAGUUCAAUGUUUCAUAAGUCGACUUCAACGCCACCUAUCGAGCUCCUACGUCCGGUUUCAU